AUGCGCCCGAAAUAUUCUUUAUAUGCCCUCUCCCUUUUUGCUUUCUUUCAUCAAAUCUCGAGUCAAAACACGUCUCAACCAAAAGAUCUUUACGUGGCUCUGGGAUCAUCUGUGGAGUUGCCCUGUGUGGACGGAAGGACUGAUGGAUCAGAAUGGAGGUUAAACGGAUCGUUCCUGGUCUCAAGCCCUGUUUUUCGCUUGCACAACUCCAGCAUUGACGAUCAGGGCUUCUACACAUGCCACGACUCAAAUGGAGAAAUCGUUGAAUCAGUACGGUUGCAGCUAGGCUAUCCUCCAUCCAUACCAGACGUCCAAUGCUGGUCGCCAAGUUAUCCCCUAAAAGCCUUGUGCUCAUGGACUCUGCCGCAAGACCCGAUACUGCCAACCUAUUACAUCUCAACCUACAGGUAUCUUGAAGAUAUCUAUUCCUGCCAGAGACAGAGCAAGUGGGACAGGCAAUGUGUUCUCGAAGGACGGGAUAUCUUCUUGAAAGUGUCGUACCUGGUUAACAUCACAGCUGUCAACGCUCUCGGGAGCGCAAGCCAUGUCCUGCCUGUCAUUUUUGAGGACAUUAUCAAACCUGACCCCCCUGUCAACGUGAAGGUGACGGCUUUACCAGGCAAGAAGCUCCAUGUGCAGUGGGCUCCUCCACCAACAUGGCCAGACCCUGUGAUCUUCCCCCUGAAAUACAAAGUGCAGUUCCAGUGGGGAUAUGAUAAUAUAGCAAGCGUUAUGGGUCCCGUUGAGUCGGAAAGCUUGGUUCGGAGUGGAGUCCUGCCCGGACGGAUGUAUCAUAUCCGUGUAUCUGUUAUGGACUUCCUAGGUUAUGGUCAGAGCAGCGACUGGAGCGAUGCUGUGAACAUCACUUUGCCCAGGAGCCUACCCAAACCCACUUAG
This is a messenger RNA of Neoarius graeffei (lesser salmon catfish), 897 nucleotides long. RefSeq names its product Epstein-Barr virus induced 3 (gene ebi3). The transcript is spliced from 6 exons. Gene Ontology annotation, molecular function: cytokine binding; cytokine receptor activity. Gene Ontology annotation, cellular component: external side of plasma membrane; membrane; signaling receptor complex. Bases 1 to 897 code for a protein of 298 amino acids. Gene Ontology annotation, biological process: cytokine-mediated signaling pathway. Lineage: Eukaryota; Metazoa; Chordata; Actinopteri; Siluriformes; Ariidae. The record is from RefSeq and is a predicted model, not a curated record.